Eruca vesicaria subsp. sativa (arugula) is the source of this 893-nucleotide messenger RNA. The record is from the annotation of a GenBank genome assembly. NCBI's taxonomy places the organism in Eukaryota, Viridiplantae, Streptophyta, Magnoliopsida, Brassicales, Brassicaceae.
CUUAGAAAUAAAAUGAAUAUGGCAAACGAAGAGAAACCAAAAAAGAAGAAAACUCUCAUGACCAGCUUCUACAAAUUCUCCACCACCAUUUCGAAGCAGUCACACAUAAACCCUAAAACCAAACCCAACAAACUCUCGACCCCACCAUCAUCAGUAUCACAAGAAGAUGCAUCAAAACCCAUAGUCCCACGUCCAACAAAAAUGCAAAACCAUCUGAUGAGAGACAUCUUCGAGUUAGAGACUAGUAGUAACGAGAGAAAGAAAGUCUGUGGUGGUGUAGCGGAUGAAGGCAGAAAAUCGGUGUCUCACGUGGAGAUGGAUACAACGGCGAGGCUAGCGGCGGUGGCUGAGAUGUUAACGGUGAGGAUAUUAGCGACGGACAUGCCAGGGUUUAUGCAGGCACAUGCUUUUAGGUGUGCGAGAACGACUUUAGAUAGUUUGGAGAAGUUUAGUUCGAAGCACGUGGCUUUCAAUCUUAAGAAGGAAUUUGACAAAGGGUAUGGACCAGCAUGGCAUUGCAUUGUGGGGUCAAAUUUCGGGUCGUUCGUGACACAUUCCACAGGCUGUUUUCUUUAUUUCUCAAUGGACAAACUCCACAUUCUCCUAUUCAAAACCAAAGUUCGUUCUACUUGAUCUCCUCAUUGAUUUUUUUUUUUUUUGUUAUAUAGUUGUUUUCUUCUCCUACUUCUAGGAUGUAACUUGUACCCAUUCGUAUUGAAAAGGCUUACUGUAAUUUUUUUUUUGUUUUCUUACUGUAAAUAUCAUACCCUUCAUUUUAUUGUAUUGAUGGAAGAUCCCUUACAAGAUUGAAAUACGGUCCAAAACUCCAACACUUUUCUACCUCUCUUCCGUGCGCAAUCAGAAAAUACCAUUCAAACUAUUAGGUCUCCAAC